Molecule: messenger RNA, 615 nt
Organism: Olea europaea var. sylvestris
Lineage: Eukaryota; Viridiplantae; Streptophyta; Magnoliopsida; Lamiales; Oleaceae
Product: AP-4 complex subunit sigma
Exons: 4
Coding region: 53-484 (143 amino acids)
Biological process (GO): vesicle-mediated transport; protein transport
Cellular component (GO): intracellular membrane-bounded organelle
Source: RefSeq, a predicted model, not a curated record
GACAGAAAGCAAGGAAUCUAGUAGAGAAAGACAGAAGGAAAAUAAAAGAAAAAUGGGAAUCAGAUUCAUUCUAAUGGUGAAUAAGCAAGGGCAGACCCGUUUAGCCCAAUAUUAUGAAUAUCUAACCCUAGAAGAACGCCGAGCACUUGAAGGUGAAAUAGUUCGCAAAUGCCUUGCCCGCACUGAGCAACAGUGUUCAUUUGUCGAGCAUCGGAACUACAAAAUUGUGUAUAGGCGAUACGCAUCACUAUUUUUCUUGGUUGGAGUAGACAAUGAAGAAAAUGAGCUUGCAAUUUUGGAAUUUAUCCACCUACUAGUUGAAACUAUGGAUCGACAUUUUGGCAAUGUGUGUGAGCUGGACGUAAUGUUUCAUUUGGAAAAAGCACACUUCAUGCUGGAGGAAAUGGUGAUGAAUGGUUGUAUUGUUGAAACCAGCAAGGCUAAUAUUCUGAGUCCAAUACAGCUGAUGGACAAAGCAUCAUAAUCUGUUAAAUUUGAUCUGUUUGGAGAACUCUGCUAUGACUAUGUUUUAUAAUUUUUGGAAUGUCAUUUGUACUUGUGUCAUUCCAAAAACAUUUAAGGUUUCUUGAUUUCAUAACGAAAGAUAAUUUUGAA